This is a messenger RNA of Bactrocera tryoni, 3099 nucleotides long. It is a transcript of the gene bru3, whose product is annotated as CUGBP Elav-like family member 4. Gene Ontology annotation, molecular function: mRNA binding. Gene Ontology annotation, cellular component: cytoplasm; nucleus; ribonucleoprotein complex. The record is from RefSeq and is a predicted model, not a curated record. NCBI's taxonomy places the organism in Eukaryota, Metazoa, Arthropoda, Insecta, Diptera, Tephritidae. Bases 840 to 2126 code for a protein of 428 amino acids. The transcript has 13 exons. Gene Ontology annotation, biological process: mRNA splice site recognition; regulation of alternative mRNA splicing, via spliceosome.
UGAAAAAAGAACGUAAAAUAAAUGCUUAAGCAGAUCUUGAGAAAUAAAAGCAAAGUGCUGCUAGAAUAAUUUGGGAAAGUUUAUUCUUCUUCUUGAGCGCUUUUGAACUGCUCUACUACACAGACUGCUGUUUUUGUACUUCGUAUUUUUCGAGUAUUUUUCGUGCACAAAAAUCGUAUUAAGCAAUACAAGCGAGAAACAACUUUUUUAGGCCAGUAACGCUAGCAAAUACCAACAAAACAUAUGCCAAGCAACGUUAGCAUUUAUUUUCAACACUUUUAUUGGCGUUUUUUGCUGUGCGUGCGAAUUCUCGUGUGUAAAUCGGUUGUUACAUAAACUGCAGCAUUUAACAGUGAAGUGUUUGAAUCGAAAAUCGCACAAAAUAAAAGUGGAGAGUGAGUGCAAAGUGCUGUCGCGAGGAGCGUGUUGCUGUUGUUACUUGUUGAGCUGAUCUUAUUGCGCAGCGGGCACUUGAAGCGUGAGCAGAUUUGUGUGACUAUAUUCAGGUGCAUUUUCGGUGCAGGCCUUUGCUGCUGUUGUUGUGCAAAAGUACUACAAAGAUGUCAGCAUAAUUUUCGUGUCUCAGCAAAAUAAUUGGGGGCAUAAAGUGACCGUCGAGCGCUGACAGCUGCGCGAAAGAAAAAAAAAUCGCUGAUAGUUUUUGCAUUAAGCCUUAACUGUGAAAAAAAGUGUUGCUAAAUUUUCGCGUUUUCAGUUUACGGUAAAAUAGCGGUAUAUACGGUUUCGGUUUCGCGUUUAAUUUCGCGGUGUUUCGCAUCGGUUACGGGUAAACUAAAAUUUUUUCGCAAUUUAAACGGUAAAAAUAAACAGACGACCAAAUGUUGGCCUUUCAUAACGAGCACAUUGCAAGUUGUGCCUUUUUAACUUACUUUAGCCCGGAGAGCACAACGACGGCUGCAAAUUCGCCAACAACGCCACAAGCAGCUGUGCUCAAUGAUAAAACGGCCUUAACUGGGAUGAACCGUGCUUUACAGCUCAAGCCAGCUGAAAGUGAAAGUCGAAGCGAGCAUUUAGAUCGCAAACUGUUCGUUGGUAUGCUAAGCAAGCAACAAACCGAAGAGGAUGUUAGACAAAUAUUCAGCCCUUUUGGCAGCAUAGAAGAGUGCACCAUAUUGCGUGGUCCGGAAGGCGCCAGCAAAGGUUGUGCUUUCGUCAAAUUUAGUUCGCAACAGGAGGCCCAGUCCGCCAUAACCAAUUUACACGGAAGUCAAACUAUGCCGGGUGCUUCCUCCAGUCUUGUUGUGAAAUUUGCCGAUACUGAGAAGGAGCGACAGAUACGACGUAUGCAACAAAUGGCGGGUCAUAUGAAUUUACUUAAUCCCUUUGUCUUUAAUCAAUUUGGACCAUAUGGAGCUUAUGCGCAGCAACAGCAAGCUGCUUUAAUGGCCGCCGCUGCCACUGCACCCGGCUCGUAUAUGAAUCCGAUGGCCGCAUUGGCUACGCAAAUACCUCAUGGCUUAAAUGGCACCGGUCAACCAUCGCUGCCCUCACCGACCAUGCCCAAUUUUAAUAUGGGCGCUCAAACGCCAAAUGGACAACCCGCUGCUGCUGCGGCCGCAGCAGCUGCCGCCGCCGCUGAUGGCGUCUUUACGAAUGGCAUUCCGCAAACGGCAUUCCCGGGACAUCCACUCCAUUUAACGAUUCCACCACAAGGUCUGCCUAAUGGUGAUGCUGCCGCCUUACAGCAUGCCUUCACUGGAAUGCCACCAUUUCCAGGAGUUGCCUUUCCCGCCGUUUAUGGACAAUUUCCACAAGCUUUACCACCACCUCUAGCGGCGGUUGCACCCACUCAACGUGAAGAUUUUCUGAUGUUCCCAGGAUGUUCGAUUUCGGGACCGGAGGGUUGUAAUCUAUUCAUAUAUCAUUUGCCGCAAGAAUUCGGCGAUGCGGAAUUGAUGCAGAUGUUCCUGCCAUUUGGUAAUGUGAUCAGUUCAAAGGUCUUCAUUGAUCGCGCUACAAAUCAGAGCAAAUGUUUUGGUUUUGUUUCAUUCGAUAAUCCUGCCAGCGCUCAAGCGGCCAUUCAGGCAAUGAAUGGUUUCCAGAUUGGCAUGAAAAGACUGAAAGUUCAACUGAAGCGGCCAAAGGAUGCCAGCCGACCCUAUUAACAAUCGGAGUUCCUUAAAGCGUUAAACAACAUUAAUAAUUACAAACGAUUACUUCUUUCGAAAAUAAUGAUGAAACAGUAAUUCCAAGAGCAACAAAAAAAAAUAUACACAAAUAUAUAACAAAAAAAAAUCUAUUAUCAAAUAGAACAAAAAAAAUGAAGCAAAACUAAAAGUAAAAGCGCAGCAAGUAAACCUCUACAUACAACAACAGUCAGCAACAGCAACAAACAGCAGCAAAAGAAAGAAAAAGUCGCAGUAAAGUAGUCAAUAGAUUCCAAUUAACUGAAUACAAAUACUGAUCCCGCAAAAUAAAUUCACCAAGCAACAUAUGUGCAAGUUUACAAUAAUGAAUAUCCCAGUGCAAGCCCAUAGAAAUCAAACUACGUGCAAAAUUUAUAAGAUCAAAGAACAGUUUAUCAACAAACUCAAUGCCACUAAACCAGUUAAAAUGUCUUACCCGAUGAUGUAAAUCCAGCUUCCUAUCAACUAACCAGGCAAACCGAUCCAAAACCAAGCACAAGCUUUUACCGAAGCUCAACAACACACGCGAGCAAAUCUAAGCAUACAAGUGGAAUUCAAUUUUUUCGAAACGUCAAUGAAAAACAACAUGCCGAUAAAGUGUGUAAUAAAUAAUGUUAUUAAAAAUUUAAACAAAAAAAAUAUGCAUAAAUAUAUUUAUGUAUAUGCAAAAAUCCAAAAAAAAUAUAUAUAUUAUUAUUAUUAUCACAAAAUUUAGAAGAACUGAAAAUACCGCUAACGAAAAUGCGCGUACGAGUAGAAAAUAGCGAAUAAAGUGGAUGUCAAAGAGAAGUUGAACAAUUUUUGCCAAACCAAAAACAAAAUUAAGCAUACAAAAAAUAAUAUCGUAGUUAUAUAUACAACACACGCAUAUACAUUAUACACACAUAUAUCUAUAUAUAUAUACAUACAUAUAUAUAAAUAUAUUUAUUAAUUAACUUUAACGCAAGGCAAA